AUUUGUGUGUAGUUGUCCAAUUUGGAUGAUAUUUUCAAACCGGAGCGCAUGAGCAAUGUAGGAGUACCAAGUUUUGGAGAUUUCAAUUUUGAUGAGCUGCGAGUUCAACGGCAAAGGAAUAGUACUGAGUGUGGUGUGCACGUCAUGCAGUGGAUGCGCUAUGGAUCCAAGGAUCUUGAUAGAGUGGUGAGUAUAUCGUCAAACACACUCAGUUGUUUAAUUUACACUUUUUUUAGUUGUAACGAAAUGUUACAUGGCAUAAUGCAGAUAGGAGAAGAACACAAAUUACCGGCUCGAAAGGAGAUUCUAUGGUAUCUGGCUACACAUUUUGAAAACCUUGCAUGAGAAAAUCUUUUCAAGCAUGUAGUAGAUGAAUGCAUGGAACGAGGCAAAGAGAGACAGAGUUCAAACAAAAAAGCAAAGAAAUGAAGUCGUUAAGUUACAAUGUUGCAUUAUUUGGACCAUACAUUGAAUUUGUAUUUGCGAGAUCGUUUGAUUUUGGAUUUUGAAUGUUUAUCGUUUAUUAGAUUUGUUAUACAAUUAUGGAUGUGACUGAAUUUACGAUUUCAAUCGUCUAGAAAAAGUGGUCGACCACAUACUCAAAGCGGGCAUACCCAAAGGCAAAGCACAUGUCAACCUCAUGACGCUUAAGGUCGACCUAUGAUACCGUAGCAAAGUAAAAAACCAUGUACAACAUGGAUGGAAUCUCGUAAGUUUGGCCUUAAUAAAAUACGGUCGACCAUUCGUGUCAAGAGGUCGACCUGUUUCACAUUUAUAAACAAUGGUCGACCAUUUCAGUAAAGAGGUCGACCUGUUUCACAUUUACCCAAGACGGUCGACCAUUUGUGCAAAGAGGUCGACCUGAAUGAAUCAUGUCCUUGUACAAUUAGGAUUUUGUGUACUUGUCCUUGUCGAAUUAUGAUUUUAUAUAUCUUUCACCAAUUGGAUAAGGAAUUCGUCUACAUUAUCUAUAAAUAGAUGGGAGUCUGAAUACUUUAAUCGUACUUCGAUUUAUGCAAUUUGUUGGAGUGAAGUUGUAAUAUCAUCGCUCUUAUUGUGAUCGGGUGUUGGUGGCGGUUUAUUUUUAUUCCGGUAGACCGUAACAAUAAGUGGUCGACCUCUUUGCUAAGGUAUGUCUCGUAUGUGCUUGUUAAUGCUUGUAUGUGGUUAAAUUUUUCCUACCAUUCGGUCGACCACCUUCACCAUACGGUCGACCGUUCUUUUGUAAUUAUAUGAUUAGGUCGACCUUUCAGUAAAUUCUGGUCGACCGCAUGUUUGUUAUUUAGUAAUAAGGUCGACCAUACAGUUCAUUCAGGUCGACCUGACGAGCGCUAAUUGUGUAUGUUUUUGACAUUAAGUUCGUAUUCCGAUCGUUUCAGGAUGGAUAACAGAGAUGAUACAGAUGAUAGAGAUGAUGAUGAGGUUAACUUCGAUGAGGAACCUAAGGAUGCUCAAGAAGGAGCUAUGGAUAAUUUAGAUGAUACAAAUAAUACGGAUGAUGAAGUGGUUGGGGAUGAUAAUGAAACCGAGGGUGCUGAAGAAGAAUUUAUGGAUGAUGAAGAAGCUACUGAAUAUGAACAACAAAUUCCUUCCAUGGAGUUCCAAACAUUAGAAGAUGCAUAGAAAUUUUACGAUUCCUAUGCUAAAGCGAAAGGAUUUAGCGUUCGACAUAGAGAUCUUCGGAGGAAUCGUCGAGGAGUAGCAAUUGGGAGGACAAUUGUAUGUUCGAGAGAGGGGACUAGAGAUAAGAUGCAUAUAGAUAAAGAAGGUCGGACUCGACAACAUCGUAAGAUGACAAGACAUUAUUGCAAGGCAUCGUAUACUGUACGCUUUGAUCGGAAUAAGAAAAUGUGGGUUGUUUCUAAGUUUGAGAGGAAGCACUCACAUCGUUGCUGCAAUGAAGAAGAAACUCAAUUCCUUCGGUCUCAUCGAAAUGUGAGUGAAGGAGACAAGGCUCUGGCGAUAGGGAUGCGACAGUCAGGAAUAAAACAAUGCAACAUUGUUCAGUUCAUGAAGAAUAAAGUUGGAGGAUAUGAGAAUCUGGGGUACACUCCAAAGGAUUUGGACAAUGCUGUUCAGCAAUCCCGAACAGUUGACGACGAUAUAAUAGGAGAUGUUAACCGAACAUUAAGUUACUUGCAAAGUAAACAUACCUCUGAUGCAGGCAGCUUCUUCAAGUACACAACCAACGAUGAAGGUGAAUUAGGCAAUCUCUUCUGGUCGGACUCCACAUCUAGAGCAGAUUACUAUUUUUUUGGGGAUGUCUUGGCGUUCGAUGCAUGCUACAAGCGCAACAAGUACAAUCGACCAUUUGUUAUGAUGGUUGGUGUAAAUCACCACCACCGUAACAUCAUAUAUGGUUUUGCCCAGUUGGAUAACGAGACAAUCCCCAACUAUGUUUGGUUGUUGAAUACUUUUCUGGAGUGUAUGAACUCUAAGAUGCCCACUUCAGUGAUCACAGACGGAGACAAGUCUAUGCGUGGUGCCAUUGCUACUGUUCUGGUUGGAGUGCCUCACCGUCUUUGUAUUUGGCAUAUUGAGACAAAUGCGACAACGGCCGUUCAUAAUAAGGAGUUCGUUAGCGCAUUCACUUACUUGGCGAAAGCACGAAUAUCGAUUGAGGAGUUUGAGAGGCGUUGGGAGCAUUUGAUUAGUCAGCAUGGUUUGUCUGCAAAUAAGUGGUUGCAGGAUUUGUACGCUGACAAAUUACUGUGGGCAUAGGCAUACUUGAAGGAUAUUUAUUUCGGUGGACUCCAAUCAACCUCGCGAUGUGAGUCAUGUAACCAUUGGAUAAAUGGGUAUGUGGGAACUCAAUACAGCUUGCAACGUUUUGUUCAGGGCAUUGAUGAAGCACUGGAGGGGAUGCGUUUCACGGAGGUGCAGGAUGAUUAUACUUCUAGGCACACAAGGUUGGUCUGCAAGCAUGCCCUUCGCACUUGGGAAAUGCAAGCUGAAAGUAUCUACACUCAUCGUACAUUUGCUAUCUUCAAGUCUGAACUAGAGAACGAAGCUUCUUAUGUAUUAGCGGAGAGAAGAACUGAAUCAGAUGGAACAGAGACAUUCAUACUGAAGAACUACAUGAACCCAGAUCGGAUAAGGCGGUUAACAUUUACUACGUCCAAUCAAGAUCUAAAAUGAGAGUGUGCAUUAUUUGAAUCUAAGGGGUUUCCAUGCAGACACAUGCUUACAGUAAUAAAAAAUAUGGGAUACACCGCACUACCCUCGUCGUGGUUCAAGCUUCGAUGGACCCAAAAUGCGAAAACACUAAAUCGUCAUCCUGGAGUUGGAGGUGAUGUGGCAGAGAAAAUUGGUCGAAUGAUAAGACAUGGAGGAUUGGCUCUAAAGUGUAAGCGUUUAUGUGACAUCGCGUGUGGUAGUGAAUCUGCUUUUAAUCAUGUCUCUAAGACGUUGGACGACCUUACUCAAUGGGCAAUUGAGUUCGCGAGGGAGAGAACAGACAACACCACACCGGCAAACCCUCCAGCACCCCUUCGAAGUGUGAAAGAUCCAAAAAUUGGGAAGACCAAGGGGACAUUCAAGUCAGCACGAACUGCAUCGGGCAAAAGUUUAAGAAAGUGUUCGAAAUGUGGGAAAUAUGGUCAUUUUCGCCCUAAAUGCCCGAAACAAAGUCCCAAAAAACAAUCUUAAAUUUCUUCUAUUGUUUUUAUGAGUUUAUUUAUAUUUUAAUAACUGUGAUUGCAUUGUAAUUUUUUUCGAAUUAUCUUAAUAAUUUAUGAGUUAAUUGAUUGUUGGUUGAAAUAAACAAUAGCAAUAAAACGGUCGACCUCAUACAAAUAACGGUCGACCUGAACACACACGGUCGACCGAACAAGUUGGUAAAGUCGACCGCGUAUUUAAUUCGGCCGACCAAACCGGUUUGUUUGCAACAUCCGACCAAACCUCCCCAAUCCUCUAUUUAAGGAACCCUCUCCCACUCAUUCUACACCACAAUCAGAACCCUAGCCCACCACAUCCACUCAUUCUUCCUCUCCUUUCCCUUCUUCAUCUUCUUCUCCAUUUUCCAAAAACUCCAUUUUCCAAAAACUCAAAGAAAGCUUCAUCCUCAUCACUUAGAAGAAGAACAAGGUAUAGCUUUCAGUCCUCUUUUUCUUUUGAGUCGAUUCUUGUCUUCUUCUUUUUGUUUUCAAAAAAUUUAAAGAUGUAAAAGAUAGAUUUUUCCUUCUGUUCGUCAGAAGCGGUCGACCUGUUCAUCAUCGUGGUCGACCGCAACUGGCUUUUAAUCGAUUUUAUUUCUGUUUUAUGGACUGAGGUCGACCUAUGUGAUAUUGAGGUCGACCGGUGAAGUUCGAGUUGAGAUUUCUGGCCUUAUUAUUUAGAUCUGUAGCUUUAAAAGAUUGAUUUUCCCUUCUGUUUGCCAGAUGAGGUCGACCUUCUCAUAUUCGUGGUCGACCGCAUCUGGCUUUCAAUCGAUUUUUCCUUUUGUUGUACAGUCUGAGGUCGACCUAUGAUGAUAUUGAGGUCGACCUGUGAAGUUGUGCUACGAUAUUAUUUACAUCUAUAGCUUCAAAAGAGGGACUUUGUCCUUCUGUUUGCCAGAUGAGGUCGAUCUUUUCAUAACCAUGGUCGACCGCAUCUGGCUUUCAAGCGAUUUUAUUUCUGUUUUA
Messenger RNA from Linum trigynum, 4625 nucleotides. The record is from the annotation of a GenBank genome assembly. Lineage: Eukaryota; Viridiplantae; Streptophyta; Magnoliopsida; Malpighiales; Linaceae.